This is a messenger RNA of Gymnogyps californianus (California condor), 1395 nucleotides long. RefSeq names its product cilia- and flagella- associated protein 210-like. The record is from RefSeq and is a predicted model, not a curated record. Lineage: Eukaryota; Metazoa; Chordata; Aves; Accipitriformes; Cathartidae.
GCACGCAUCCUCGCUGAGAAGAAAGAACGGGAAGAAAUGCACUUACGCUCCAAAGCUGCUGUAAAACACUGGCCCAAUACCAUUAUGGGCCUGGCACAACGGAAACUUAAAGCCAAAAAAUUACGUGAAGAAAGGGAAGAAGAAGAAAGAAAGUUACUUGAUUUGGAAGAAGAGCAGUUCCAAGCAGCAAAACGGAAGGAGGCUAUUGAUCGUGCAAAAACCUACCUAUACUAUCAGAACGAAAGAGUGAAAGGGUUGCAUAGUGCACUUCUACUUACUGAGGUCCUAAAAGAAAGAGAUGCUCAAGUUGAAUUUAAAAAGUUAAAGUCAGUUGUUAACAAAAAGAAGGAUGAAGAAAAGGAACAUGAACAUACAGAAGCUAUUCUCAGAGAGCAAGAAAAGGCACAUCAGUGUUAUAUGAAUCAACAGGCACUACGCAGAGAUCAGCUGGAACAAAUAAAGGAGCACAAGCAUCAGGCAGAUCUGGCCAAGCUAGAAGACAGAAGAGAAGGGGAACAAAUACAGAGAUUGAACCGAUUGUACCAAUUGGAAAUGCAGAGAACAAAAGAAAAGGAACAGGAGGACAAAGCUGAACGCCAGAGGCUGCAUCACGAGCACAUAACUGACCAGAAAAUAAUCAAAGCAGUAGAGGAACAAAAACAAAUGGAAGAUGAUGAUCGGAUUAAAGCUCAUUUUAAAGCAAAGGAAACGAUUGCCGAGCUGAUAAAAAAGAAAGAAGCUGAAAUGCGUAGACGAACACAGGAACAUCAGGACAAAAUUGUUAGCCAAUUAGCUCUACAAAUGAAUGAGGCAUUAAAGAGGGAAGAUGAUCGUCUUGCUAGAGACAUUGCAAAAAAAGAAGCUGAACAAGAAAAAAAAAGCAAAGAGAAAGAAGCAAAAGAAAAGGCUGCCAUUGAGUCUAUUGCUGAACACAGAGCCACUGUGAUGAAGAUGAAAGUAGAAAAGGAGAGAGAGGAAAAAGCAGAGGGUAAAAAAGAACUUCAUGCGUUAAUGGAAAAGAACCGCAUCUACCUGGAAACGGAAAAAGCCAAGAAACAAAGCCAACGUGACGCAAACAUGGAAGUACAGAAAAUUCAGAUCCAGCAAAUGGCUGAAAAGCAGGCAAAAAAACAGCAGGAAAAGCAAGCAGAUUUGGACUACGAUGCUCAGAGAGAGGUUAUUGCACUUUGUAAGGAGCGUGAAUUUCAGAGCUAUGCAAAGCAAGUAAUUGAAUCAGAGUCCAAGACUACACAUCAUCUUUAUCCUCUUCUCAAAGCAUCCAAAGAUGGAAGAGGACUUGGACACGGGCCACUUCCAGAGGAAGAGAAGGAAUAAAUACUAGUUUUCAAGCACAGGAUGGUGCUGGGACCCAGUUACCUUGUUGUAGCUGUACUA